Molecule: messenger RNA, 1730 nt
Organism: Drosophila guanche
Lineage: Eukaryota; Metazoa; Arthropoda; Insecta; Diptera; Drosophilidae
Gene: Ppat-Dpck
Product: bifunctional coenzyme A synthase
Exons: 2
Coding region: 36-1589 (517 amino acids)
Biological process (GO): coenzyme A biosynthetic process
Molecular function (GO): ATP binding; dephospho-CoA kinase activity
Source: RefSeq, a predicted model, not a curated record
ACAUAAUUUAAACGAAACUUGACAGACAAAUUGUGAUGGCAUCCACGGGCUUGCUGGUAGUCUCCAACAUUAAGCACCUGGGAAAAUCCCUGCGUAGCAUUGAGAAAUAUGUCAGCUCACUGUACAUACACCUGAAUGUGGCAGGGUCAACGUCCAACUCAUCGGCUGCUGCUCCGCCCGUUUGGGGUCGUUUGAUUUCUCAGUUGUAUGCCAACAGCAGCAGUUAUGUGGGCAAUCAGAUCGAUCUUCGGGUGCUUGUGUCGCCCCUGAGACCAGGCGUUGACGGACCCCUAAAGUUGCGCAAGCCCGUGGACAUGAUUUUCUCGGAUGCCCACCAUCCGGAGCUGUGUGACAGGCUGCGGGCUGCCCUGAACAUUAGCCAGCCUACUAUCUUCCUGGAGGACAGCAGUUCAUCGGACCUGAGCCCGCAGAAGGACAGCACGGAGUCGCACAAAAUGUAUCCCUCGGUGGUGCUGGGGGGAACCUUCGAUCGCAUCCAUCUCGGCCACAAGAUAUUCCUCACGCAGGCGGUGCUGCGCACUUGCAAGCGUCUGGUGGUAGGCGUCACCACAGCCGCCAUGACAAAGUCGAAGACUUUGCCUGAUCUGAUAUUACCCGUGGAGGAGCGAAUCGCGCAGUUGCGGGAGUUCCUCACGGACAUUGACAGCACACUGCAGUACGAGAUUGUGCCCAUCGAUGACCCCUUCGGGCCGACGCAGCAUGAUCCGGACUUGGACAUGAUCGUGGUCAGCGCCGAGACUCUGCGCGGCGGUCAAAAGGUCAACGAACUACGCUCCGGCAAGCAGCUCCGUGAGCUGGACAUCUUUGUCAUUGACAUCGUGGAGAGCAAUGUCCACGAUGGCAUUCACGAAACGAAGAUCAGCUCCAGCAAUACGCGCAUCGAUCUGCUGGGCUCGCGCUGGCGAAAGCCAGAACCACGCCCUCAGCUGCCUGCUCGGCCGUACAUCAUCGGCCUGAGCGGAGGCAUCGCCUCUGGCAAGAGCAAGAUGGCCGAAAGGCUGAGCAAAAUGGGCGCCCAUGUCAUAGACUGCGACAAGGUGGCCCACGAUGUGUACGAGCCGGGUCAGGUGUGCUACAAGCUGAUCGUGCAACACUUUGGGAAGGGAAUUCUCUCUGCCGAUGGUCGUAUCGAUCGCACCAAGCUGGGUCCCCUGGUCUUUGGCAAUCCCCAAGAGCUGCAGGCGCUCAAUGGCAUUGUGUGGCCGCAGCUGAUAGAGGAGGUCAACAGGCGGCUGGAGGCCUUGAGAGCUGGCACCGUGGUGCCCAAGGUGGUGGUGCUGGAGGCAGCGGUGCUGCUGCGCGCUGGCUGGGAGAGCAACUGCCACGAGGUGUGGUCCAUGAUAGUGCCGCCAGAGGAGGCCGUGAAGCGGGUGAUGAAACGCAAUAGCCUCAGCGAGGAGGAGGCCAGAAAGCGGCUGUCCAGCCAGAUGCCAAACCAUGAAAUUGUGGCCAAGUCCCAUGUGAUCUUCAGCUCGCAGUGGGACUUUGACUUUACCCAAAAGCAGGCGGAUCGAACCUGGAAGAUGCUCAACAGUGAGCUGGACUCGCAUCACAGCAGCAGCCUUUAAAUUUGUGACUACUUCAGGGGAUAUAUUGUGGGAUGUGGAAUUGAUUAAUUGUUAAAUCGUUUUUAUAUGAUUCUUUAUGCAUUUUUGAUGUACAUUGCUUAGUUGUAAGUCGAAAGUUUAAAAAGAAAUGCCGCAAAAACA